Molecule: messenger RNA, 911 nt
Organism: Physcomitrium patens
Lineage: Eukaryota; Viridiplantae; Streptophyta; Bryopsida; Funariales; Funariaceae
Product: NADH dehydrogenase [ubiquinone] 1 beta subcomplex subunit 9
Biological process (GO): mitochondrial electron transport, NADH to ubiquinone
Cellular component (GO): respiratory chain complex I
Source: RefSeq, a predicted model, not a curated record
UGCGGGCAUCGUCUCUCUUACAGUUGGAGAGGCAGCUCGCGCGAAGAGAGGUAGGGAUCCGUCGUCGUUAGGCUUUGGAAAUCAUGAGCACGGCCGCGGUUGCAGCUAGGAGGGCGCUGCAACAGCAGCGAACCCGCGUUUUGUAUCGCAAGGCUCUUCGCAAUGUGCUGAGCUGGGCCGUGCAUCGCGACAUUUUCUAUGUGGAGGCACAGAAAAUGAGAGAGCAGUUUGAGAUGAACAAGGAUUUGUCCAAUUUAGAAACUAUCGACCGGUUGCUCUACGAGGGCGAGAGCCGAGUUGAAAAGUUUCAACACCCUGAUCCCUACAUAGUUCCAUGGGCUCCAGGAGGCUCUAAGUACGCUCGCAAUCCUCCAGUACCUUCGGAGAUUGGCGUUGUUCUCGACUUCGGGCGGGAGGAAAACCAUUAAGCUACUAGACUAAGCUUAAAACGGCUUGCAAACACGAGCCAUGGAUAUAAAACGUGGAAAAUGUGAAUUCAUCGCAUAUGCUCCGACUUAGGAUGGUUUCAACUCAUAACAAGAGUAUCAGCAUUGAGCAUCUUUUGAUCGUUUUGUUGUAAACCUUAGAAAUGUGUUUGAAUAUCUGCAAGUGUCAAAGGUAGAGCUUAAGACUGGAGGGUUGUGCUUAAAGGCUGAGGAGUCUUAGUUUCAUUUCAAUAAUAAGAAGCAACUGGAUCCAAAUCGUUGUUGGUCCACUUCUUUGGUGCAGAUUAGUGGUUUGAGAUAUUUUGCGAUCAACAAAUUUCGUGAUUGCAUAGUAUCUUAUAAUGGAAUGAUUCACAUUAUGCCGUCAUGUUCGUCAAGUUUUUCUGUUUUGUAAGCAGACUCGUAUGAGACGAUAAUCGGCUUUUUUUAUAAAUUAAACAUUCAGAGAAAAACAUUCCUACAUGA